AUGCCUUGGUUAGAAUGUAGAUCCACUACUAAGCCAAUGUUUAGUAAAUGUUAUGCAUUGUCAUCAAAUGCAUCAUUUGCUUAUGAUGUUUUAAUUUUCUCGAAGUUUUACCCGAAGUUAAUUAAAGGAUUACGUUCACAAGAUAAUUUAUCAUUGAAUAAAUAUGUAUUACCAACCUAUAGACAAGAGAAUUCAUUUGUAAAAUAUAUCACUUUGGAGAAUCAUAGUAACAGUAAUAGUAAUAGUAAUAGUACUAAUAGUCUUCAACAACAACAUCGUCAUCAGACGUAUCAACGAAAUCAAAGACAAUCAUUAUUAAUACAACAUUCCGAUUUGAAUAUAUCAAAAUCACAAGUAAUAAAUACUACUACUACUACUACUACUACUAACAGCACUGAUAGUAAUCAUAAUCCAUUAUUAACUCGGUCUAUUCAUUAUGAAAUUGAUCAAAAUGACAAAUCGAAAUCAAUAAAUAUCACUACGACUACUUCUGCUGGUACAACAACAACAACUACUACUACUACAAAUUCUUCGAUUACUACAACGAAUAGUUCAGUUGAAAAUCUAUCAGAUCAUUUGAUCUCAUCAACAAAACAUCUAUCCAAAUUAGUUCCACCAUUAAUAGGACUUAAUGAAAUCCAUGUAAAUGAUUCACAAACAUUACAACAUGAUCUAUGUAUAAGUAGUAGUAAUAAUGAUAAUGAUAACGAUGAUGAUGAUAAUGAUGAUGAUCUAAGUAAUCCAUGUCAUAGUCAACGUGAUCAAUCUAUCAAUAAUAAUAAUGAUCUAUUAAUCAAUAAUAAUAAUAAUCAUCAUCAUAAUCAUUGGCAAGAUUCGAUACAAUCCACUUGUUGGUUACCAAAAGUUGCUAUGAAUUCAAAUCGUACAAAAUGUGAUGAGAUUUUAUCAACAAAUUGGAAUUUAUUAACAAUGAAAAAUUGGAAAUCCGAUCAAGAAUUAAAACGUAAAAUGGGUUUACUGAAUCCUCAUCAUCAUAAUAAAUUAGGAGGAGGAGGAUUUUGGUUUCGUGAAAAAGCAUUCAAUCAUACAAAAUCAUUUAUUACUGGUAGACGAAGAAUAGAACAACAACAACAACAAUCAAAAGGAAUGUCAUUCAGUGCUAUAGUGAAUCAUUGUCCAUUGAUUAAUCAAUAUUUACCAUCAAAUAAAGCGUUACACUGUCAAUUCGAUACGGUACCAAUGGAACAAACUGAAAUUUUUAGUUUACCUGAAGCCAAGUCUAAAUUUUCCAUUGAUAAUUCACUUCUAAGCUCAAAUCGAAUUUCUUCAAUGCACAAUAAUAAUACUACUAAUAUUACUACUACUAAUAAUAAUAAAAAGGUUAAAAAUACCAAAUCUCUAAUACAAUCUAAUAAUGAUUCAAUGGAUGAUUUCAAUAAAACAAUCAAAUGUAAAUUCAAUCAGUUACAGUCAGAUACAAAUGAUACAUCCUUAUCAUCAUUAUUAUCGAUUCAAAAUACACAACAUUUUAUAACAAAAUACCCAGAUACUAAGUUAUAUUUAAAUGAAAAAGCCCCAGCAACAACAACAACAACAACAACAAUAAUGAAUGGGUCAAAUGUGAUUCAACAAUCAAAGGAUAAUCUCUCUUUAAAAAUCAAUCAUUCUAAUGAAUAUACACCAUCAUUAUCAUCAUCAAGACGAUAUCAACAUAGUCAACAAUGCACUCAUCAUAGUGAUUAUGAUAAUGGAAUACAAUUGAAAGAUAUUUCAAAUCGUGAAUUAAUUAUACCAUUAAAUACUACUAAUAAUAAUACUACUAAUACCACUAUUAAUAACAAUAGUAAUAAUAAUAAUAGGAUAAAUUCAAAGAAAAAUCAAUAUUAA
Messenger RNA from Schistosoma mattheei, 1848 nucleotides. Lineage: Eukaryota; Metazoa; Platyhelminthes; Trematoda; Strigeidida; Schistosomatidae. The record is from the annotation of a GenBank genome assembly.